CAGUACUACUCCGUAAAAUACUCCUCAUUGACCCAGCGUUUACAUCAAAAGGUAAAACCAAUUCCAAUUCCACUCCUUACUUUACUCUCCCAUGGCUUCUCUUUUCCUCGUCGGUUGAUUUCCACCACGCACCACUCCUCAAAAAACCCAUUCAUUUAUUGCAUCAACCCUAACAUUCAUCCAUAAAGAUGCUGCAAAAUUUCCAAGAAAAGGCGAUGGAGCGCCAUACUGUCUAGCUAGUAAUGAAGACAGAUUUCUGGGUCUUUCUCAUUUGGCUCCAAGCUCUUCGGAUCUUUACCGGGAUUUCUUGUUCCUAGAUCUGUAGGUUUGGUCUUUAGUUCUUGCUGUGUUCUAUCUGUUACAGCUUUUUCUUGUGGAAAAAAGAGAAGAUUUUUCAAGGGCUUUCUGGGGUGCCAUCACUAAGUAGUUGGAAGAUUUAAGACACGGUUUCAAUGUUUCUGAACAAGUGCUAGGGAGGAAAAGAACCUUUUUUUGGGCUUUGAGGAAGCAUGAUGUCAAUGUCCUGCAAGGAUGGUAAGACUGCUGUGGACGGCAAGUAUGUCCGCUACACGCCUGAGCAGGUUGAAGCCCUGGAGAGGGUCUACCAUGAGUGCCCCAAACCCAGUUCCCUGCGCCGUCAGCAGCUCAUUCGCGAGUGCCCCAUUCUCUGCAACAUUGAACCCAGACAAAUCAAAGUCUGGUUUCAAAAUAGGAGAUGCAGGGAGAAACAGAGGAAGGAAGCAUCCAGACUUCAAUCUGUCAACAGGAAGCUGGCAGCCAUGAACAAGCUCUUGAUGGAGGAGAAUGACAGAUUGCAGAAGCAAGUUUCGCAGCUGGUCUAUGAAAAUGGCUAUUUCCGCAAGCAAACACAUUAUACUGGGCUUGCUACAAAAGACACCAGCUGUGAAUCGGUGGUGACAAGUGGUCUGCACCAGAAGACACCUCAGCAUCCCCCAAGGGAUGCCAGUCCUGCAGGGCUUUUGUCCAUUGCAGAAGAAACUUUAACAGAGUUUCUUUCGAAGGCUACUGGAACUGCUGUCGAGUGGGUCCAAAUGCCUGGAAUGAAGCCUGGUCCGGAUUCCAUUGGAAUCAUUGCUAUUUCUCAUGGCUGCACUGGAGUUGCAGCUAGAGCUUGUGGCUUAGUUGGUCUUGAGCCUUCGAGGGUUGCAGAAAUCCUCAAGGAUCGACCUUCUUGGUUUCGAGAUUGCCGAGCUGUUGAUGUUGUAAAUGUGCUUCCCACUGCCAAUGGUGGAACUAUUGAGCUUCUAUACAUGCAGCUCUACGCACCAACCACUCUAGCGCCAGCUCGAGAUUUCUGGCUGAUGCGGUUUACUUCUGCUAUGGAAGAUGGAAGUCUUGUGGUAUGUGAAAGAUCAAUUGGAAAUGUACAAAAUGGUCCAAGCAUGCCGCCCGUGCAGAACUUUGUUAGAGCAGAAGUGUUGCCUAGUGGGUACUUGAUUAGACCAUGUGAAGGUGGAGGUUCAAUUAUCCAUCUUGUUGAUCAUAUGAACUUAGAGGCAUGGAGCGUGCCAGAAGUGUUGCGCCCAUUGUACGAGUCCUCGGCAAUGCUGUCUCAGAAGUCAACAAUGGCUGCUGUCCGUCAAUUGAGGCAGAUAGCUCAAGAAAGUUCUCAGUCAAAUGCUACAAACUGGGGACGGCGCCCUGCAGCUUUACGCGCGUUGAGUCAUAGAUUGAGCAGGGGUUUUAAUGAGGCUUCGAAUGGGUUUGCCGACGAGGGGUGGUCAAUGCUUGUUAAUGAUGGCAUGGAUGAUGUCACUGUCCUUGUUAACUCCUCACCGGACAAACUAAUUGGCUCAAACCUCAUUUACACAAAUGGAUUUACAUCAAUGAGCAGUGCAGUGUUGUGUGCAAAAGCUUCAAUGCUUCUUCAGAAUGUCCCACCUGCAGUACUUCUUAGAUUUCUAAGAGAGCAUAGGUCAGAAUGGGCAGAUAUUAAUAUUGAAGCUUAUUCCGCUGCCGCUAUUAAAGUGGGUCCUUGUAGUUUACCUGCGGCCCGCAUCUGUAACUAUGGGAGUCAAGUAACACUUCCACUGGCUCACACCAUUGAGCAUGAAGAGUUGCUGGAGGUCAUUAAAUUUGAAGGACUCGGCCAUUCUGUGGAAGAUCCAAUAAUGGCAAGGGAUUUGUUUCUGUUGCAAAUGUGCAAUGGAAUGGAUGAAAGUGCAGUUGGCACAUGCGCAGAGCUUAUAUUUGCUCCAAUUGAUGCAUCUUUUACCGAUGAUGCCCCUCUCCUCCCUUCUGGUUUUCGUAUCAUCCCUCUCGAUCUUGGAAAGGAAUCUUCGAGCCCAAACCGAACCCUAGACCUCACUUCUGCUCUUGAGACAGGGGCAGCCGAGAAUAAAAUGCUGAAUGAUCUCAAAGCUAAUAGUGGUGCCACAAGAUCUGUUAUUACCAUGGCUUUCCAGUUUGGCUUUGAAAGUCACACGCAGGAGAAUGUUGCGGCCAUGGCCAGGCAAUAUGUGCGUAGCAUUAUCUCUUCCGUUCAGAGGGUAGCCUUAGCUCUUUCUCCUCACUUGGGCUCCCAUGGUGGGCUUCGGAUGCCACUUGGCACUCCUGAAGCACAUACCAUUGCGCGCUGGAUUUGCCAAAGUUACAGGUGUUUCAUGGGUGUGGACCUCCUUAAAUCCACUGGAGAAGGAAGCCAAUCAAUUCUGAAAAGUCUCUGGAACCACUCGGAUGCCAUUGUUUGCUGCUCCGCAAAGGCAUUGCCAGUUUUCACAUUUGCAAACCAGGCUGGUCUUGACAUGCUCGAAACAACUCUGGUUUCACUUCAAAACAUAACCUUGGAAAAGAUAUUUGAUGAUCAUGGAAGAAAGAGCCUCUGCUCUGAGUUCCCACAGAUAAUGCAACAGGGGUUUGCGUGUGUCCAAGGUGGGAUAUGCACGUCGAGCAUGGGCAGGCCGGUCUCGUACGAGAGGGCAGUGGCGUGGAAAGUCGUGAACGAAGAAGAAACUCCCCAUUGCAUCUGCUUUCUGUUUCUGAAUUGGUCUUUUGUGUAAUAAGUGUGUUAAUUAAUUUCCCAGCACUCUCUGUUGCCUAACUAGUUGAGACCAAAACCUCCCAAUCCCCAGUCUGUGUAUCCCAUGAAGGAAUCAUCUUUGUCACAACACAAGAACAAACUGAUCUUCCUUAA
Messenger RNA from Cuscuta campestris, 3154 nucleotides. The record is from the annotation of a GenBank genome assembly. Lineage: Eukaryota; Viridiplantae; Streptophyta; Magnoliopsida; Solanales; Convolvulaceae.